Molecule: messenger RNA, 855 nt
Organism: Trichosporon asahii var. asahii CBS 2479
Lineage: Eukaryota; Fungi; Basidiomycota; Tremellomycetes; Trichosporonales; Trichosporonaceae
Exons: 1
Coding region: 1-855 (284 amino acids)
Source: RefSeq, a predicted model, not a curated record
AUGUCCCCUGGCGAAGGGGGCGGGCGCGCCCUCUCGCAUAUCGUCCAAAGUACGAGUCUGCACGCCAACCUGCUGCACGACUCCGAGGCGCUCCGCGCAACCAUCCCCGGUCUAGAGCGGUUCAAAGUCGCCGCAAAGCAGAACAUCGGUGAAUUCUACGCCGCAAGCGUAUCUCUCUCUGGCCCCGUUCUACAAUGGAACCCGAAAACAAACUCCUGGGUCGAGCCGUUCACGGUUCCCCCUACAGAUGGGGGAGUAGAGUUCGGCGAGAAUGAGGAGUUUGCAUAUUUCCUAGCGAGCUCGACGACGCCGAGACUCGAGCCGACAUUCGAGAUCUUGCCCACGCUCUCUGAGCCGGGGGAGGGCGCGAUGGAUCUCCUGGUCAUGAGGCCGGGGAGGGAUCCGAGGGUCCGGGCCUUGCGAUCCAAGGACGCUUCUGCGGACAUUACUCCCGACUCUCCCAAGACCGCGGAGAUUACUGAGACGACAGACGAAGGGAAGGAGGAGCAGGAGGAGGACCCACUGGCGCGCUUCAGUCCCGCCGGACGCACAUGGGCCCCCCGCGCCCAAGAGCUCCUCACGGCAGCGUACCACGCCGGGUCCCACAUUGACUUGUGCUACCCCACUUCCCCCGACCCCUCCUCAACUCGAUCUACCCAACCCUCUGAGCCUCGAGCAAAAGGGGACGGAGGAGACAGAGGAGACGGAGGAGACAGAGGAGACAGAGGAGACGGAGGAGACGGAGGAGACGGAGGAGACGGAGGAGACGGAGGAGACGGAGGAGACGGAGGAGACGGAGGAGACGGAGGAGACGGAGGAGACGGAGGACAUGCUCCACCUGCAUCCCCGCUCUGA